Linum trigynum is the source of this 2634-nucleotide messenger RNA. The record is from the annotation of a GenBank genome assembly. Lineage: Eukaryota; Viridiplantae; Streptophyta; Magnoliopsida; Malpighiales; Linaceae.
AUGGCCUUUCACGUAGCUUGCCCAAUUACAUGCCUUCGAAUAUGCUCCUGCAAGCUAGGGUUUCCGCGGGAUCUGCACGGGGAGGCAUCAAAGUCCGAUUUCCUGCUCGACGUUUCCAGAAUCGAGGAGCUAUGGAGGGAUCCCUCGCGAAUUAGGGCUUCCAACGGGGCUACCGUUCAGGUUUUGGUUCCGAAGAUUGUGCCUGCUCCUCCACCUCCUAUCCCUGCUUCUGCUGCUUCCAUCCCGGUUUCGGUUCCCAUUCUAGCUCCUCAGCCGGUUGUUGUUGGGGAAGUCGAUGGGGAUGCUGAUCUUGGUGGAGAGGAUUCCGCGGCUUUGUCCGCUUCUGCACACACCAAGCGUGUGGCGCUUCAGAAGAAGGCUGCUGCUACUGUGGUUGCUGCUGAGGAUUUCGCUCGAAGAUUCGAGUCUGGUGACGCUGCGGCGGUCUCAAGAGACACCAAUGCAGAUGAGCAAGCACUUACCAACACAACCUCAAAGGUGAUGUGUCGAAUGUGCUUCUCAGGUGAAACAGAUGGUAGCGACAGAGCAAAAAAGAUGCUUUCUUGCAGAAGUUGUGGCAAGAAGUAUCAUAGGGGCUGUUUGAAAGCCUGGGCACAACAUAGAGAUUUAUUUCACUGGAGUUCAUGGUCCUGUCCAUCUUGCCGGACGUGUGAGAUAUGCCGAAGAACUGGAGAUCCAAAUAAGUUUAUGUUCUGCAAAAGGUGUGAUGGUGCUUACCAUUGUUACUGCCAGCAUCCUCCACACAAGAAUGUCAGCUCAGGACCAUAUUUGUGCUCCAAACAUACAAGGUGCCACAGUUGUGCAUCUACCGUCCCUGGAAAUGGUUUAAGUGUGAGGUGGUUUCUUGGGUUCACAUGCUGUGAUGCUUGUGGACGAUUGUUUGUGAAGGGGAAUUACUGCCCAGUUUGUUUAAAGGUUUAUAGAGAUUCAGAAUCAACACCAAUGGUCUGUUGUGAUAUUUGCCAACGUUGGGUGCACUGUCAUUGUGAUGGCAUAAGUGAUGAGAAAUAUAUGAAGUAUCAGGUUGAUGGUAAUCUCCAAUAUGUAUGUGCAACAUGUCGUGGAGAGUGCUAUCAGGUUAAGGAUCUUGAGGAUGCUGUUCAAGAGAUGUGGAGAAGACGGGAUAAAGCUGAUCAUGAUUUGAUUGUCAGCUUGAGGGCUGCUGCAGGAUUGCCAACUCAAGAAGAUAUUUUCUCUAUAUCACCUUCCUCUGAUGACGAAGGUAAUGGACACAUGACUUCAAAGAAUGAGUUUGGGCGUUCUUUGAAGUUUUCUCUCAAAGGUAUCAUGGAUAAGUCACCAAAGAAGACCAAAGAUUAUGGAAAGAAGUAUUUUAAUAAAAAAUCGAGCAACAAGAAGAGCUCUGAUGUGAACUUAAUGAGUAAGACAGAAGCAGAUGUGGAUCAACGUGAGAAACGAUCUCAUGGACACAGUUCUGAGGAGAGAAAGGACUACGUGUCUCAUUCUCAUAAGAAUGCAGGAUUGGUUGGACUUCCGUCUCCUGCUGCUGCUGCUGUAAAUCACUCUAAUCCAACAAACUCUGUUGGGCGGCCAGGGGAUCUAAAACAGAAGUCCGUUGAUGAGGUGAUGGUUAGUGAUGGUGAUAAGGGGACGAGGAUUGUUAAAAUUAAGAGCAACAAGCCUCCUGAUAUUGAUAGUGGAGAUGAUAAAGAUAAGCAUGGCAACAAGAUGAUAUCUGUGAAAACCAAGAAGCUAGUAAUAAAUCUAGGUGCACGAAAGAUAAAUGUUACUAAUUCCCCAAAAUCUGAUGUUUCAAGUUGCCAAAAAGAGCAAGAUUUGCCACAUUCCAAUGGACGUGAAGAUACUGGCAAUCCUAAAAUUGGCGACAAUCUGGUGGACAAAGAUAGUGGGGCUGCUAAACCUGGAAAUGGAGGCAGAUUUGAUCAAUCUGGCCAAGUAAGGCUUCUGAAGUUUGCUCGAAGAGGGAGUAGUUUGAUUAAACUUGGGAAAGUGAAAGAAACAUCUGAAGGGAAUCCAAAACUCGAGCGAGAUAAUAGCACACAUACGAGUGCUUCGUCAGUGGCCAGAAGCAGUGGUACUGCCACAGCUACACUCGGACGUGUAAGCGAAGUUCCAGUAUUAAGAAGUGACAAGGCGCCGCAGGGGAAAGAAUCUGCAACGCCAGAUACAAAUACUGAAACCAAUGAUGAUUGUGGUGGUACAACUGCAUCCCUUUCUUUGGCCAAAGAUUCAAAGUACUCUCUGAAGUUAAAGAUUAAGAAACCUAGCCUGGAGAAUCAAAGCUCUCAAAAUGCUCCACCUGAAGAAAAGACUGCCAUAAGAGGGCAGAGAUCAAAAAGGAAGAGAUCAUCAGCCUUUGCAGAGAAGGCGCCAUUGAAUGAAGAUGAAACUGUUGUACAAGACAGCGAGAUGUUAGAAGCUAGCUGGAUACUGAAAAAAUUGGGGAAAGAUGCAAUUGGGAAGCGAAUUGAAGUCCACCAGCCAUCCGAAAGCUCCUGGAACAAGGGAGCAGUUUCUGACGUAAUUGAAGGAACAUCAAAGUUAUCUGUGACCUUGGAUGAUGGCAGAGUCCUCACUGUUGAGCUCGGAAAGCAGGCUGUUAGAUUUGUUCCACAAAAGCAAAAGAGGUGA